UAAAAUUUGUUUUAUUUUCCAAUCCAGACCAAGUCCGGCAAGCUAAAAUAUUUAUAAUUUAUGCUAAGAAUUAAUCAGAAGUUCAAUUUUGUUAUGUUAGUUAAUUAUCUAUCAUUAUAAAAUACAAAAUAAGCAGAUGGAUACUGAAGAUAUUGACAUAAGUGAUGAAGAAGAAGAAGAAAUAACAGCUGAAUCAGUAUUAAAUAUUUUGAAAAACUCUUGGCAAAAUGAGCGGUUAACUCCUGAAAUACUACCUCAUCGGAAUGAUAUGGUGGAAUGUAUGCUUGGCCAGAUUCAGCAUAUGGAACGUAAUAUAAAUAAACUUCCAAAAACAGAUCUUCGAGCAUCAAUACAUAAGAUGGAAAUUAAUAGAAUUAAAUACAUAAUUUGUAACUAUCUGAAAACUAGAUUAAAUAAAAUAGAAAAAUAUUGUAUUACCAUAGUUAAUGAAGAGAGACAAAGAAUGGAAACAGGAACGAAUUAUUUAACUCCUUCUGAAUAUAGAUAUGCCCUAGAUUACAUUAAUAACAUGGAACAACAUUUAAAAAAUACAGUUCUUAAUCAUAUUCCAAGCAACAUGCAGUCUUUCGAAAAAAAUAAAAUGGCUGUAGUACCUAAUUUAUAUUCACAUGUAUUUCUUAAAGCAAAUGAAACUGUAACCGGUGUUAUUUUGGAGGAUGUAUUGGGUGAUCAGGAUGAAGAAAUUGACUUGGAUGAGGGGUCCCAGCACAUAUUGCAAUAUAAGCCUGUAGCUGAAUUAGUGAAAAAUGGAAAAGUACAGUUAGUUUAAUUAUUAAGACUGAUACCUUGAGAAGAAAUUGUUAAUUUGUCAUUUUCAAAAAGUGUUUCUUCAAAAGGUGUGAAAGGCUGUUUAUUUAAUAGCAACAUUUUAUCUUUCAUUAGAGCCACUUACAAAGUUAAAAAGCUAAUAAAUUAAAUUUUUAAAAAGAAUUAAUGUAGGGAAGAAGGUAUAAUAUACAAUUUUUGUAAUGUAUAUUUUUAUAAAUGUUAUAAAAAUAAACAAUUUUUAAUGAUGAA
This is a messenger RNA of Leptidea sinapis, 1038 nucleotides long. RefSeq names its product DNA replication complex GINS protein SLD5 (gene Sld5). The coding region runs from base 137 to 790 and encodes 217 amino acids. Lineage: Eukaryota; Metazoa; Arthropoda; Insecta; Lepidoptera; Pieridae. The transcript is spliced from 2 exons. The record is from RefSeq and is a predicted model, not a curated record. Gene Ontology annotation, cellular component: GINS complex. Gene Ontology annotation, biological process: DNA-templated DNA replication; double-strand break repair via break-induced replication.